ACCGCGGCUUGCGUCCGCCGCGUUCCGUUGCCGGCGCUCCGCUGCUGUUGCUUCAGCCUCGGGCGCUGAGCGCCACGGCCCGGGUGCAGGAUGGAGGCAAAGGCGGCCUCCACGCCGGCUACUGGUGGCGCCGGGUGCUCGGUGACGGCGGAGGAAACCGAAAAGUGGAUGGAGGAAGCGAUGCAAAUGGCCAAAGAAGCCCUAGAAAAUACUGAAGUUCCCGUUGGCUGUCUCAUGGUCUACAACAAUGAAGUUGUGGGGAAGGGACGAAAUGAAGUUAAUCAAACCAAAAACGCUACUCGACAUGCAGAAAUGGUGGCCAUCGAUCAGGCCCUGGACUGGUGCCACCAAAGUGGCAAGAGUCCUUCUGAAGUAUUUGAACACACCGUGCUGUAUGUCACUGUGGAGCCGUGUAUUAUGUGUGCAGCUGCUCUCCGCCUGAUGAAAAUUCCACUGGUGGUAUAUGGCUGUCAGAACGAACGAUUUGGUGGUUGUGGCUCUGUUCUAAAUAUUGCCUCUGCUGAUUUACCAAAUACUGGGAGACCAUUUCAGUGCAUUCCUGGAUAUCGGGCCGAGGAAGCAGUGGAAAUGUUGAAGACCUUCUACAAACAGGAAAAUCCAAAUGACUUAAAGGAUUAUUGGAAAUACUUGGAAGACAGCAGAUUGGCAUGCCUCAUGAUGAUUUGCACCCCUUAUUUACUUAUGGAGCAGUUGCCACAGAAGCCUCUUGAUCUUAUAUCCUUUUCAUAAAAUAAAUGUAUUACUAGAAACACCAGACGUUUCAGUGUUUGACUUAGCACUGAAAUAGCCCUGAAUAGAGUACGUUUAGCCAUUUUCAACCUUCUUCUGUGCUUCUCCAGUAUUUAUGCUGGAGUUACCUCAAAAAUGGAUUCAAGGAGAAAGCAUGAAUCUACAAGCAAUCCUUAACCUCAAAUAUUUGAUUUAUGUCAUCACAUUUAAGUAGUUCAGAAUCUGCUUAGAAAAGACAAGCUGGGGAGUUUGGCUUCUCUUUAUCCCUUUGAAAGAGUCAAACUUUAAGGCUUAUUAGUGAGCCAGAUUUUCCCCACCCAUAAGCCAUUCAGCAGUGGCCCUUUCUCAGUUUGCUUAAGGCAGUGUACAAAUAACUGCUUUAUGUCAUAGACCUGCUUCUACAAAAUUAAAAGUAAACCAAAUGCUAUUUGCUCCAAAAAAAAAAAAAAAAGGCCCUGUGAAU
Messenger RNA from Herpailurus yagouaroundi (jaguarundi), 1213 nucleotides. RefSeq names its product adenosine deaminase tRNA specific 2 (gene ADAT2). Gene Ontology annotation, biological process: tRNA wobble adenosine to inosine editing. Gene Ontology annotation, cellular component: nucleus; cytoplasm. Gene Ontology annotation, molecular function: tRNA-specific adenosine-34 deaminase activity; zinc ion binding. The transcript has 6 exons. The record is from RefSeq and is a predicted model, not a curated record. Bases 91 to 750 code for a protein of 219 amino acids. Lineage: Eukaryota; Metazoa; Chordata; Mammalia; Carnivora; Felidae.